Messenger RNA from Pseudovirgaria hyperparasitica, 2400 nucleotides. RefSeq names its product Adaptor protein complex beta subunit. The record is from RefSeq and is a predicted model, not a curated record. Gene Ontology annotation, cellular component: membrane coat. NCBI's taxonomy places the organism in Eukaryota, Fungi, Ascomycota, Dothideomycetes, Acrospermales, Acrospermaceae. Gene Ontology annotation, molecular function: clathrin binding. The transcript has 6 exons. Gene Ontology annotation, biological process: intracellular protein transport; vesicle-mediated transport. The coding region runs from base 126 to 2246 and encodes 706 amino acids.
AAAUCGCAACGCCCGGACUCUGACAGCUUCGGCUCGUAUUGGAGGGGACUAAAGGAGAACGACUAAAUCGCAAUCGAGGAAAGCGUAUAUCACCUUAGAAGUUGAAACAGACAUAUCCGGACAGCAUGAGUACAACGGGGCAAGAUGCGAAACUUUUCGCCAGGGGCAAAGUCGCAGAACUACGAUUAGAGCUUACCGCUGGCGGAAAGAAGGACAAAAACCAUGCUGGGAAGAAGAUAGCACUGAAGAAGAUUGUGGCCAACAUGACCAUGAGCAAUAACGACAUGGUGGCUCUGUUUCCCGACGUCAUUGUUUGCAUGCAGAUACCCAACCUCGAGAUAAAGAAGAUGUGUUUCCUCUACUUAGUCAACUAUGCGCGUAUAAAACCAGAUGUUGCGCUCAACGCUUUGCCAAUCCUCGUUCAGGAUAUGGAAGACAACAACCCUCUCGUGCGAGCGCUCGCAUUAAGGACCAUGUCCUAUAUACACGUAGCGCAGUUCAUUGAGAAAACAAUAGGACCACUCAAGAACCUAUUGCGGGAUACUGAUCCAUACGUGCGGAAAACUGCGGCCUUUACAGUCGCCAAACUUUACGAUCAUAAUAAGAACUUGGUGGAGAACUCAGAUCUCAUCGACCGAUUGAAUAGCAUGCUUAGAGAUGACAAUCCUUUUGUGGUCUCUAGUGCAUUGGCUGCGCUGAUGGAUAUUUGGGAAAGGAGCGAGUCCAUCAAGCUGACCAUUGACUAUGCCAGCGCAUCGAAGAUAGUACAGAUACUACCAGAGUGCUCAGAAUGGGGUCAAACGUACAUCUUGGAAGCCAUGAUGAAUUACGUCCCCCAGGACAAUCUAGAAGCCGCAUUACUGGCCGAGCGCAUCUCGCCCCGACUUUCACAUAGCAACUCGGCUGUCGUCCUGACCUGUAUACGAGUUGUACUCUACCUCAUGAACUAUAUUGCCGACGAGAAGAUAAUAUCAGCCUUGUGUAACAAGCUAUCGCCGCCACUUGUCACACUACUCUCCAAAGGACCCGAAAUCCAAUACCUCGCCCUCCGUAAUGCACUCCUGAUCCUUCAAAGAAGACCGGAUGUCCUGCGAAAUGAUAUUCGUGUUUUCUUCUGCAAAUAUAACGACCCAAUAUAUGUAAAGGUUACUAAGUUAGAACUAAUUUUUAUGCUCGCCAAUGAGCGUAACAUCAACGAAGUUCUCACAGAGCUCCGCGAGUACGCGACAGAAAUCGAUGUCGAUUUCGUACGGAAAUCUGUUCGCGCCAUAGGAAAGCUAGCUAUAAAGAUUGAGCCAGCCGCAAGGCUAUGUAUCAAUACGCUGCUUGACUUGGUCGCUACUAAAGUAUCAUACAUAGUACAAGAGGCGACCGUGGUAAUCCGCAACAUCUUCCGCAAAUAUCCAAAUCAGUACGAAUCGAUCAUCUCUACGCUCUGUGACAAUUUAGACUCGCUCGACGAACCUGAGGCCAAAGCGGCGAUGAUAUGGGUCAUCGGGGAGUAUGCGGACAGGAUUGAUAAUAGCGAUGUACUACUUGAUGACUUCUUGUUCACGUUCGCAGAUGAGACACAUGAAGUUCAGCUCGCGCUUCUCACAGCUACCGUGAAACUGUUCAUUCAAAGACCUACCAAGGGACAAGAGCUUGUACCGAAGGUCUUGAAGUGGGCGACUGAAGAGACAGAUAACCCAGAUCUCCGAGACCGAGGGUACAUGUAUUGGCGACUACUUUCAUCUGAUCCCAACACCGCUAAAAAGGUGGUCAUGGGCGAUAAGCCCGCUAUCACAGCAGAAGAGAGCGAAAAGCUCGAUCCGACCACAUUAGAAGAGAUGUGUCUCAACGUCGGUACGCUUGCGACAGUCUACCUUAAGCCAGUCCAACAGGUGUUCCGGUCUGCAAGACCUAGACGACUACAGGACUCUAAAGCACUACAGAAACAUCUUUUACCAAGCUACAUUGCCGCCCAACAAGCCGCAAAACAACGACCUUCAGAGAUAGACACGAAUUUCGCAAACUCAAACGGGAACAUUGCUGCGGCGGCUGAUGCUGCCGAUGCGUACUUCAAUGGUCCCGGUGGUGCGCAACUGGCCAAUAUGCACCUCAGUCCGGACUCGAUUGGUGGGUUCGGUGGUAGUCCUGUAAGCAUGUCGGGCGAUGCCGCGAUGCAAAACAUGUACAUUGUCACGCAAAAUCAACCACAACAGGUGACACAAACGCCGAGCAAUGGAGACCUGUUGUUGUUAUAAUAGGGAAAACUGGUACGAUAAGAUGACUAGACGAAUGGGGUGCGCCCAGAACUGGACUCUUUGUAUGCAGGUUUGGCGCCGGGAACGAUACCGAGAUGUAGCACCUACAGAUCUGAAGAAUCAAUUAUAAGGCGAAUUGACGAACAUGUUGGAC